GCCAUGCCGGGCCGCAAGUCCUCCAAGGAGAAGAAGCGGCGCCGCUCUCGCUCCGCCUGCCCCGAGGGCGCCUCGGGGCCGCCCGGCAGCGAGAGGAAGCGGCGGAGCACGGAGUCCAGCCGCGACGUCCCGGAGGAAGCAAAAUGUAAUGUGCCAUCUGGAGAGAAAGAGGAAGAAGCUGAACAACCCAGUGAUAUAGAGGAGGGUGGAUUAGAUCUCAGUGUGACACUCAAACCAGUCAGUUUCUACAUCGCAGACAAAAAAGAAAUGCUUCAGCAGUGUUUCUGUGUCAUAGGAGAGAAGAAACUACAGAAGAUGUUGCCUGAUAUCCUGAAGAACUGUUCCAUGGAGGAAAUCAAAAAACUUUGCUUGGAGCAGUUGGAGCUGUUAUCUGAAAAAAAACUGUUGAAAAUUCUUGAAGGCAAGAACGGAGCUGAGUCUGAUACUGAUGAGGAUGCAGAUGGAGGAGACAAGACUGGAGGUGAAUCAGUCAGUCAACAGGAUAACAGUAUAGACUCCACUUCAUCUCUGAGAGAAGACCACAAAUUGGAAGGUCAGGAAUCAAAACAAGGCAAAGGAGAAGAUAGUGAUGUCCUCAGCAUAAAUGCCGAUGCAUAUGAUAGCGACAUUGAAGGCCCAUGCAAUGAAGAAGAGUGUCCGGAAGUGCAGGAAGGCACUGUCAGAAGUGGAGCUGGCCAGAUAGAUGACCUUCAGAAGGACAUUGAGAGGAGCGUGAAUGAGAUACUGGGGUUGGCAGAAUCCACUCCGAAGGAGCCCAAAGCAGCAACCUUGCCUGUUCCUCCAUCAGAAGAUGUCCAGCCAUCAGCACAACAACUGGAGCUCCUGGAACUUGAGAUGAGAGCCAGAGCUAUUAAGGCUUUAAUGAAAGCUGGUGAUGUGAAAAAACAGCCCUAAGGUUGUUGGUUUUUAAUUUUUAGUAUUUGUUCUCAAUGGUAUGAUGUCAAUUCUCUUCAAUGCUUUUAAAGUGUAUUUGGACUGGGUAUGACAUUUCUCAUUCAAACGUGUAUUGUGUAUCCUGACCUAUGACUUAAACCUGUUGUUGUUGAUUCUCAUGUGCUGUAUCCAUGACUUGCACAAAAGAAUGUGUUUGAUGCUGCACUUAGAUCAGUAUCUCUUUGUGAUGGGUUAUUUCAUGACAUGAAUCACAGAGACACAGAUUGUGUAGAGCUGUACCAGGAUCUGGUGCCUUUAAGAAAGGUUAAAAGAACAAAGUUCUUUAUAACCCCUGGUUAGAAGUUAACCAGCUGAUUUAUUUAUGAGCAACUUGUUAACUCUUUGGGAAUAAUGAUUUAUAUAUACUUCAUUAAAUAUGCCAUUUUAAAGAGG
Molecule: messenger RNA, 1347 nt
Organism: Nothoprocta perdicaria
Lineage: Eukaryota; Metazoa; Chordata; Aves; Tinamiformes; Tinamidae
Gene: CAAP1
Product: caspase activity and apoptosis inhibitor 1
Exons: 6
Coding region: 4-915 (303 amino acids)
Source: RefSeq, a predicted model, not a curated record